GUAAACAUCAGGCUUUAUACUAUGCAUAGGAACAACUUAGACCUAAAGAACGGGAAAGAUUUCUGCAUUUAAUAUGAUUUGUGUUAAACAUCAGGUAUGAAAUCUACUGGCAAUACGGUUGUCGUCUUUUGUGUUCUCGGUUUACUUAUAAUUUUAAUUCAUUUCAAAUAUAAUAACAUUUAUCAUGGACGACUUGGAAAAUCCAUGUUAACUCAAAGAAGCAAUGAAGUUAAUGACAAUGCAGUGCGCGAAUGUCGGUAUGUCUUUCUGGAUUUGGGUUCAAACAAAGGUGUGCAAGUUCGGAAAUUAUUUGAACCUAAUCUUUAUCCAAAUGCUUUAAUAAUCCCUGUAUUCGACCGGGUUUUUGGAAAUAUCUUCGAAAGGCAAAUAUAUGCCUGUGCAUUUGGCUUUGAAGCGAACCCGAGACAUAUGAAGAGACUAAAAUUUAUUGAAGAGUCGUACAAAAACAAAGGCUUCCAAGUGGAUUUUUACAACCUUGCUGUUUCAGAUAGGGACAAUGCCAUAGUAACAAUCUUUUCGGAAACAAACUUUAAUCUGGAUUGGGGAGCAGGAAUUUUAGACCAAGCCAUCAACAAUAAGGCCAAUAUGACUAGGUAUAAGGUACACACAGUGGAUAUAGUGAAAUUCAUCGUUGAAACAAUAAAUCCUUUGAAACCAAAAGCAGUUUUUAUGAAGAUGGACAUUGAAGGCUCGGAGUUUUCGGUAGUGCCUCAUAUGAUAAAGAAUAAGGUUUUGUGCAAGGAUAUCAUAACUUCAGCGGGUAUCGAAAUCCACAAAUGGGCAGGAAAACCACUGAAUAUGUCAUUAGACAUGAGAGAAUUAGAGCAUAAUUUGAAACAACAAGAAUGUGUUCCAACAAGUGUUAUUCCGCUUGACGAUGAAACAUAUAACAUGGACGUAGCAAUUAAUCCGGAUAGCUGAUCAAUUAACCACCUAUCUGUAUUAUAUGCAUACACAAUUGAGGGACGGAUCCAGCAUUUGAAAUUAAAUAAUGGCAUUUGUAAUUACUUGUAGCCCAACACAUGUGAUCAUUUGUUUAUUAAUUGUGUAUUAUUUUUUAUACUUUUGAUAGAGAUGAAUAAAAUUGAGAGUAAACUGACAUUAAAUAGGGGGGAAUAUGGGGCGCAUUGUGGCGAGUUUGACCUUCCAGCAGAAAUCAAAAUAUAUAUGCUUUGGUUUAGACAGUUUCUAUUUCGAUCUAACAUUUGCAA
Mya arenaria is the source of this 1232-nucleotide messenger RNA. RefSeq lists its product as uncharacterized. Lineage: Eukaryota; Metazoa; Mollusca; Bivalvia; Myida; Myidae. The transcript has a single exon. The record is from RefSeq and is a predicted model, not a curated record. The coding region runs from base 97 to 942 and encodes 281 amino acids.